AUGGCCCUCCUGGGAGAGAAGCAGUCGUCCGCGCUGUGCAGGCCAUCCAUCGAGCGUCGCACCACGGGCCCCGCCAAUCGGUCCCCAGCCCGCACGGCCGCGCGGGACUCCCGCACCGGCGGCAGCCCCAAGGGGCCUCCAAGUCGAUGCUCGACUCGGCACGGGGGAGGGGCUGGCCCCGAGGUGCGGGGAGCCAGCGAAUCCGUCGGCCAGGAGCUGGGCGGCGCCCUCCAUCAUUGCCGUCGUUUGGGGAGGGACGCGGUCCCGAUCGAGGCGGUGUGGGGCGGGCGGCGCGGGGCAGGAGGUGGCGGCGGGAAGGAGGUGUAGAUGGGAUCGAGGGGCAGGGUCGUGCUCGUGCGAGGCGCUGGUGGCUUUUUUUUUCUUC
This is a messenger RNA of Aegilops tauschii subsp. strangulata, 385 nucleotides long. The record is from RefSeq and is a predicted model, not a curated record. NCBI's taxonomy places the organism in Eukaryota, Viridiplantae, Streptophyta, Magnoliopsida, Poales, Poaceae.